Messenger RNA from Paramuricea clavata, 942 nucleotides. The record is from the annotation of a GenBank genome assembly. Lineage: Eukaryota; Metazoa; Cnidaria; Anthozoa; Malacalcyonacea; Plexauridae.
AUGGUGAACUCAAGAAUUACUAGUGAUAAUUCCAUUAGAAUUCUACAACUAACUGCAGAAGAGGUUUGUAGUUAUCUACGUAACUUAAACGCUCACAAAGAAACCGGACUUGAUGGCUUAAGUUACAAGAUUUUGAAGAUGUCAACCUAUUUAAUAGCUCCAUCUCUGACUAAGAAUUUCAAUAAAGGUUUAUCAUCCGGAAUGUUUCCGACAAAAUGGAAAACAUCAAAAAUUAUCCCAAUCUACAAAUCUGGUGCCAAAUGUGAUGUCAACAACUACAGGCCCAUAGUUAUACUCUGCGCUGUCAGUAAAGUUCUCGAGCGUCAUGUUCACAAUCAUCUUUACCAGUUUCUCGUGAGUUAUAACUUAUUACAUCAUGCCAAAUCUGGUUUUCGAAGAUAUCACUCGUGUGAAACAGCGCUAUGCAAACUUGUGGAUAUGUGGACAUCCAACAUGGAGAGCGGCCUCAUAAAUGGGGCAGUAUUUAUUAAUCUACGCAAAGCUUUCGACAUGGUAGAUACAUAUUCGUUAUUACGAAAACUUGCAGUUUACAGAUGCGAUGAUUUGACAUUAACCUGGUUUAAGUCAUACCUGCAAGAAAGAGACCAAUGUGUGCACUUUAAAGGAACUUUCCCGUCUAAGAAAUCUUCUCUGUAUGGUGUCCCCCAAGGAAGUAUUCUAAAACCUUUAUUGUUUAUAAUGUUUAUCAACGAUCUUCCACUAUAUGUCAAUUCCAACACAGACAUGUAUGCUGAUGAUUCGACAAUUCAUACAAGUGCUAGAACAGUUGGGGAACUCAAUAAUAAGUUAACUGAGGAUAUGACAAACGUUCAAGCUUGGUGUACUAACAACAAUAUGGUAAUAAAUGAUGGUAAAACGAAGGCAAUGAUAAUAACAACAUCUCAGCGCGCAGCCACAUUAAAUUCAAAUCUACGAGUAUAA